AUGAUUGCCAAUACGUGCAACGACGACGAGUGGGCUCGUCUGCGGCACCAAAUCACGAGGCUCUACUCAGAUGAGGCGAGGCCACUUAAAGAAAUAGUGGAGAUAAUGCGGCUGAGAUAUAAUUUCCAUGCAACACCGAGGAUGUAUAAGUAUCGCCUUCAAAAGUGGAGGUUACAUAAGAAAUAUAAAGAGAAGGAAGUCGUUCAGAUGUCUCUACUCAAACAACAACGAGAUAUUGCCGGAAAACAAUCUGUCUUCUUUCUACAAGGUAGACAAGUCGAAUGGGGAGAUAUCGAAAGAUAUCUACACCGC
Fusarium redolens is the source of this 312-nucleotide messenger RNA. Its product is annotated as Clr5 domain-containing protein. NCBI's taxonomy places the organism in Eukaryota, Fungi, Ascomycota, Sordariomycetes, Hypocreales, Nectriaceae. The record is from RefSeq and is a predicted model, not a curated record. The transcript has 2 exons. The annotation marks the transcript as partial.